This is a messenger RNA of Rhopilema esculentum, 7011 nucleotides long. RefSeq names its product serine/threonine-protein kinase PAK 3. Gene Ontology annotation, molecular function: protein serine/threonine kinase activity; ATP binding. The record is from RefSeq and is a predicted model, not a curated record. Gene Ontology annotation, biological process: protein phosphorylation. Lineage: Eukaryota; Metazoa; Cnidaria; Scyphozoa; Rhizostomeae; Rhizostomatidae.
UUUGAAAUAAUCAAAAGUAAAUUACUAACAAUGAAGGAAACAAGUGUAAAUUGUUUGCAUAUACUUUGAGACAAUAGUUGGAUGUAUGGCCGGUCAAUGUAUAACUGAUAUGAUUCAUUUUGGUAUUUCCUCAUUUUGCCUAAUAGGUUUCAAUAUGGAUGGAAAAUAAGUGUAUAUGAAAAAAUUUAGUUUCAAUCAAUGCAGUUAAUUUUGAUCAGUUGCACAGUGGAAGUUCCUUAUUUUGGCUUGAGUAGCUCAAGAUGCAAUUUAUUAUUAAACUCAGGGAAAGUACCGAUUAGCAAUUCAAUCAAAUUUGGGGCUAUAAAAACCUAAAGCAUGCUGCCCUCCUAGCCAUUGUGCCUCCAAGUUUGGUCAUAAAAUGCAGAAAGCUGUUAUUUGUGAAUUUAAACAAUUAGGACAAUUUUUGCACCUUCAGCCUUUUCUCCGAUGCAUUAAAUUCUGAAAAAGAACCAAUCUGAACAAAUAAUCUGAUUAUGUCAAUAAAUUUUGAUGAAAAUUACUGUUGAAUUAGGCGAUAUAAUUGUUUACUUGUCUGUGUCAGAAGAAAAUCAAUCCAUUUUACAUAUAUUAAAUGCUCUCUUGAUUGAUAAUUUUGGUCAUUAUUUAGUUUGAGACGAUUGCAAAGUAGACCUAAUGAAUGCUAUUGAAUGCUAUUAAGUUCAGGAGCUUCUAGGAGAUUCAAAUAAGAAUAAAAAGGACAUGAGCACAACUAGGCUAAUGCCAGAUACUGAUAAAUUUUAUAUGAAGAAAUUGAUUUCAGAAUCAGGGUCAUGUUAACUGCAUUAACCAUGGGCUGUAAAACAAUUCUAGAUGUUUCAAUAUACAUAGUGGACUAUACACACAUGUUUUAAUUUGAACUUGUUUUGUCAAAUACUCAUGUCCACAUUAGUAAAAGUGCUCAAUAGGUUUAAUGAACAGUCAUGCUGCAGCUAAUCUGUUGGUAUUUAGUUGGUAGUGAGUCUGGAGCAUCCAUAGUUUAUCAGGUCUAUGUCCUCAAAACAACAUUUUUUGUUCCUGUUAGGGACUGUAACCCACUAAAACCCAUUGACCUGCCCGAGUUAUCAGUCUAAACAAGUAGUAAAACUGGCGACUGAUUUUUCCAAAUUGUUGUUUCAUCUGUAAUUUAUGUUUAAUCCAAUAAAUCUUGAAUUACAUACCAUCCUGCUACAUAAUGAUAACCCAUAUUUUAGUUGACAUUUUAAACCAAAUAGUCCCUGCACAGUUUUUUCUGGUUGCUUAUUUUAUUAUCAGCAGUCAAUAUUUCAAGCAGUGAAGUUGAUUAGAAAGUGGUCUUGUUCGCUUCCUGAUUUUCAGAAAUAGUUGCCAAUACUGUAUUCGGUUGGAAUAUUGAAAGUUUUUACAACAACUUAAUCAGAGAUUCCAAAUAAAGUAGCUUGAUCCUUCAAAUUAAAAGCAAAUAAAUGGUUUUUCUGCUCUCUAAAACAUUUGUUUUGAAAUUUAUAGAGACAAAUCAUCAUCUCCAAAAUUUUGAAUGCAAAAUUAAUUGCUUACAACAGCUUGAAUUUUUUCAAAUUUAUAGAGAAAUUGUUUUUUUCUAGAUCAUUUAUAUAAUUGUAGUUUUAUUCAGGGACGCCAUAACAACCAAGGGGCAGGGGGGCAGGUUUGUGUAAAAUGACAAUUGAAAGAUAAUUCCCAACUUCUUCUAAUUCCUUCUACUAACUGCCAUUUUAUUUCUAUUAUCUGUAGGUAUCUUGAAAAUUGGCUAAUUUAUUGCAUAAGGAAUUAUCUUACGUUUUGAGGAUUGUCUUCAUGAAUUAAGCACUACAAUCAGAAUUUUAUAUGAAUCUCUCUGAUUAUUACAAUUGGCCAGUUUCAAGGGCACUUUAAUGAAAAAGGCUCUCUGGCCCCUCUUGCCCCUCUUUUCAAAAGGCAACAAGGGCCAUUGACCCCCUGCACACCCACUGUCCGGGGUCCCUGGUUUUAUUUCAUUUUACAAAGUAGAUUAAUAAGUGAUCAAGUUUACUAAGUUACUUUUCUCAGAUUGUCUAGAUUUAAUGACAUUUUAAACUUUUUAACCAUAGUACCAUUUUAAAAAUCCUAGCUCGUUUUCUGCUAACCAAUUUAACAGCAUUGAAUCUUUGUUUCGUCUUGUAUUUUCUAAUUCUCUCUCUCAAGCUAAUGUUAACUGAUAUGUUAUCAAAUCUGUCCAGUGGGGAGUACCAAGGGUCUAGGAAUUUUUUUUAAACCACACCAUUUUGUGGGCAGCAGUCUUGUGGUUUACAAUAUAAAACAUUUAGGUAAAAGUGAAAUUGCAAUUGUUUUGAAGAGAAAGUCCUUGUAUGUUGACUGUAAGAGUAUAAAACCGUCAGGAAGGAUAAAACGAGUAGAGCUGUUAGUAUGACGGUGUGGAGUUGGUACUGUGUAAAUGUAAAUUGUCAGGGCGGUAUAAUUUGAAAUUCUUGUCACCUUUUGGUGUCGGUAUCAUUUUGUGGGUUGUGACUAGGAAAUAUAACACCGGGAUUCGAAACCUCAGUCACAUGGUGUGGAUUACGUUUUCUUGGUGUUUGAACUUCGGCCAUUUCUAAAAAAAUAUAUCUUUGUUUGAAAAUUCUUAAAGAGCCCCUUCCUCUCUCAUCUCUAAACUCAUAUGAAUUUUUUGUGGCAUGUCCUGCAACGUUACUAUUAAAACCUCUUUGAAUAAUGCGCCAGUGGCAUUACAAAUGAAGUGGAGUACCCCGGAAGGACUACAUAUACAAUUUUCUACCACCAGAAAAGACGCCUUUACACCAGGUAGAGGCGAGGGGUGUAUCACUCUUUCCAAACAGCGUACGAGAUUUUUUAACGAUAGAAUUUUUAAGGAUUUUUCGGGGAUUUUUCUUGAAAACAAAGGAUUUUCGCCAAAGGCGUACGGAAAUCUUGUAAAGUGACAUGCCUCUUGGAUGUAGGAGUCAGAUUUGUCCUGACAGCGACUCUUGUUGUCUAUGUUCUUGUUGUUGUUGCGGUUUUUUGCUACAGUUUCAUGCGAGGGGCAGUUCACUCUUGCAAAUAGCUUACGAGAUUUUCCCUAAAACAAAAGGAUUUCUGGGGAUUUUCAGUUAAAACAAUAGGAUUUUCAUGAAAGGUGUACGAGAUUUUUUUGGAGUGAUUUGCCCCUCGGUUUCAUGUCUUGACUGUCGUCUCGUUUUGCUUGUUUGCGUGAAAUUUUCAAACGAAAACGAGGUAACAGACUGCCGACAAAGCCUCUUUUAAAGCAGGGAUUAUUUUCUCUGGAAAUCUUUCAAAAACUGUCAAUUUGUUUAUUGAUUAUCGUCUCAAUUGAGAUUUUGAGACGUAUAUUGAAGUAACGGUUUUGCAUAGUAUUUAAAAGUAUUAGUAAAUUAAUUGUUUCAUUAUAAAGAAAAUUCGUCCCAUAUGAAUACUCUUUUAUGGGUUUUUUUCGAAUUUGGUCAUUUUAAAUAAAGAAAAGAUUUGUUAUUCUUCUACCUCGAGACAUAUUCCAUUGUCAAUGACUCUAUAAAGUCUAAUUUUGAUGCAGGGGGUUGUGUUGUGGUAACCUCCUCGUUCAGAACAUUGUAAGUCAACGAGGUUAUCAGCUUGUGUCCUCAGGUUUCCGUUGUCUAGUUUUGAAUUUGUUUUUGUAUGUUUAAUUGAAAUUCGCUGACAUAGGCGUAGAUUUUUCGUUUUACUGGAAUGGUCAGGGGACGGCUUGCUUUUUUAAAAGUGGAGCAGAAUAAAUUUUGAAGAAAACAGCUUUCUAUGAUGAUCGAACAGAAUUCAAUAUGUGGUGUAUGUUGCAGCCAAAUUUUUGUACCGUUCGUUUUCAAAGAGAAUGGUAUACAAUGGUCUAUAUAUGACAUAUAAACACAUCUCUUUGAGAAAUAACAAAUUAUUUUUAAAACCUGUUUAUUCUCCCGAACUAUUACUUGCGACACUUACAGUGCUCUUAACAAAACAACCUGUUUUCAACUACUUAGCUGUAUGUGUCAGCUCUUUUCUUGCACCAACAUCCCUGACAGUGAGAUGUGUAAGUACUAUUUGUGAAAACGAAGCUCGUGGACCUUUCACAUCCAGACAAGGCUAUGUAGGAAGUAGUUACCCCCGUUUUAUGUCUGCGACAACGUCAUCGUGCCAAAUGUUGACGGUAGUCAGUCGUAUGGUUUAAAGUUGAGCGAAACGAGGAGUCUGACGAAUCUAUUUGUAUGUUAUCGUUUUUUACGGGCUCGAUAUGUGCAGCAAAGCUGUUUUUCAGCAUAAAUUUCGUUGCGAUUACGGAAGCACGGACAAAAAAAGUUCUUCAAAGAAAAAGGGAAUGCCAGAGCAAUGGGCAAAGUUGCUACAGAUUUCCAACAUCACUCCUACAGAACAGAAGAAGAACCCCCAGGCUGUAAUUGACGUCUUGAACUUCUUUGAUUCAUCAACAAACAAAGCAACAACCGAAGAAACAAAAUUCAUGACAGUUAACAAGCCUGGUACUGAUCUUAUUGGUGUACAAUACUCUGCUGAAGCAAAAAAUAGAUAUUAUGAAAAAGCAGAUAUACCUGGAGCUAAGCCACAUAACCAUGCAGUCGAUGACUCGAGUAAGGAUGUUCCACCGGCGGUGCCCUCACGGCCUGAACACACCAAAUCUAGGUAUAUUACCGCUGAGCAAAUCGCCGGAUCGCAAGGGAAGUCCUUUCCGCAACAACAGCAACAAGAAAAUGAAGCCAAGCAAAACCAACAACAAAUCAGGAAGAGGAAAAUGACAGACGAGGAGAUAAUGGCAAAACUUCGAACGAUAGUCAGUAUUGGUGAUCCCAAAAAGAAGUAUACAAAGUUCGAAAAAAUAGGACAAGGUGCUUCUGGAACAGUUUAUACGGCAAUAGAAAUAGCCACUGGUCAUGAGGUUGCAAUCAAGCAGAUGAAUUUGUCACAGCAACCUAAAAAAGAAUUAAUUAUUAAUGAAAUUUUGGUUAUGAGAGAAAACAAGCAUCCGAACAUUGUUAACUAUGUUGACAGCUACCUGGUAGGCGAGGAGCUUUGGGUUGUUAUGGAGUACCUUGCUGGUGGUUCUUUGACCGACGUUGUCACAGAAACAUGUAUGGACGAAGGACAGAUUUCUGCUGUUUGCAGAGAGUGCCUUCAAGCUCUGGAAUUCUUACAUGGCAACGGAGUUAUCCACAGGGAUAUCAAGAGUGACAACAUUUUACUCGGAAUGGAAGGAAGCGUCAAACUCACUGAUUUUGGCUUCUGUGCUACCAUUACCCCUGAACAGAACAAACGGACAACAAUGGUUGGCACACCUUACUGGAUGGCACCCGAGGUUGUCACGAGAAAGCAAUAUGGACCUAAAGUUGACAUUUGGAGUUUGGGUAUCAUGGCGAUUGAAAUGAUUGAGGGGGAGCCACCCUAUUUGAAUGAAAAUCCACUGAGGGCCUUGUAUCUGAUUGCGACAAAUGGCACACCAGAGCUCCAACACCCAGAGAGACUGUCGCCUGUUUUUAGGGACUUUCUACAACACACUCUAGAAAUGGAUGUCGAUAAAAGACCCACAGCCAGAGGCUUGCUAAAUCAUCCAUUCUUGAAACAAGCGAAGCCACUGGCAAGCCUCCAGCCCCUGAUAUUAGCAGCAAAGGAGGCGGCUGCACGUCACGGAUAAUUAAAAGUUGUAUAAAUAUUUUAGAAUAAAUUUGCAUAAUUGGUAUAUUUCAACCAAAGAAAGAAGAAUUACUCUGUAAUCAAAUGUGUAUGAAAUCAAGACAGACGAAAUUAUGACCAAUCUUAGACAAAAUUUUGGUUUUAAUUGACAGGUGUCGCAAAUAUCAGCUGGUCAUGUAGCAAAAUAUUGUGCGCAUUUCCUAACGGUAGCCAUCUUUUCAAUGUAAAACAAUGCGAUUAGCCGUUUGUAUGCGAGUCGUAGUGAACUGAACCAUUUCAGUCUUAGAUUGCCCUGGGUGAACCGACCCCAACGAAUCCAUUAGAUUUAGUUGGUUUGUAUUUUACGUGGAUUGGUAGCUAUCGACUUCUCUGUAUCAAAGAUUUCAAACCUAGGCCAAACUAGAAACAUAAAGCUAGCACCUACUGAGACAGUGAUAUCCACUCAACAUAUCCCACCGACAUAUUUGUAACAAUAAUACUUAAUAAACAUUCGCUAAACGUAGAUGUCUAUUAUAAAUCUUGUGUAUGUGGCUGUCGGUUUUGUAUCAAUCUUUCCCUUACAAAAUAGAUUUGAAUAUGUUUUUCCGCUUUUCUAUCAUCAUUUUCCCCGCAUUCAUCAUUACACCUAUUCAAUCACUGUUGUAAACAGUUUGUUGUUGACAAAUCUCUUAUCAAUAUCGCAAUGUGAAUCGCUUCAUCAGCGUAACAUUAUUUUGAUUAUUUUGAACUUUUUAAUGGUCUAUUUUUUCAUUCUGUUUCCUCAUAUAUGUAGAUCUUCUCUAACCAGGACUCGCCUGUGUAUCCAUUAUGUGUAGGAUUUACAUAAUAUUUUUUUACACUUGAGCGGUAAUUACUUGACGCCCUUCACGAUGCAUAUGUUUAACAGAGAAUUGUACGCAGAAAAUAAGUAGUCCAAACAUGUACUGUCUGUGUUAAACGUUUCUUAAAAAUAGGGCGCGAAAAAUAGCGGAUAGAUGUAACUUGAACCAACGUCUUUUUAUAGCACAGUUGUGACAGGUAGCAGAAAGGCUAUUUCGAAAGGUAUAAAAACAUGCUGAUAUUUUAUAUAUUCACGGCAUCUCCUCAACAAAUUGUACAUGGUUGUAGGUACGUUGGUACAUUGAGAAGCAAAUUUUUUCAUUAAACAAUGUAACCCCUCUCGAAUUUUCUUUCCUUUACCCCUUGCCCUGCGUCUUUCCACCUUUAAAUAAUACCCCCUAUGUUGACAUUUAACCCCCUUUAGUUUUAUUUCUAUUGACAGUCAGAGUAUCCUUCUUUGUUUUAAUUUUACUAUGAACUAUCUACUUCGAUCGAUUGCUAAAAUUUAUCGUAAGAUAUGUUUUAUUGAAUGUGACUUCAUGUGGUUGUUUUGAUAUAAUCUAGACCGUAGGCAUA